AUGGGGAAAGCUAAACAAAAAACCACGCAACCAUCAGCCUCACCUGCUAAAGUGAAGGCUACUUAUCGUCGUCGCCGCCAAACCCAAGAACGAGACACUCCCCCCAAACGACAACGCAAAAACAACCAAGGACGAGCACGUCAACCAUCUCCACCACCACAAACGGAGGCUCAACUUGGAGGAGGGGGACUUCACGGCUUCCUCCAAUUACCCGACAAACAUAGGAGGGCUUUAGAGUGCUUCCUUCCCCUCCCAUUUGGGCAGCAAAGAUGCAUUGAUUGGGAUCUCCUAGAGCGCCUCGGAGCAGCGGACCCCGUUCGCACAUGCCUCCGUCUCCCGGCAUGGUGUGAGGUUCUCUCCAUCAAUGAGGUCAUCUACCGAGAGCUUACCAUUGAGUUCCUCAGCACUCUCUCCAUCAAGUUUAUGUGCGAAUUUCACCUCGACAAGCCCGAAGACAACAUAACUUUUCGCCUUGGAGGACAGGCGAGACAGAUGAGCAUCACUGAGUUCAGAGAGGCACUCCAGAUAUACCCACCAGGAUUUCUCACUACAGGUCAUGGUUUGAUUUCAGAGAAAGUAUAUUCACCAAGAGCACAAUUGGUCGAUGCUAUGUGGAAAAGGGUAAAACAAAACCAUGUGGACAAGUCUGACACUGCCCACUAUAAAGGGAAUGAUCUUCUUCCCCCAUGGCGUAUCAUCCACAACAUUAUCGCUCAUUCUGUGGCAGCUAGGGAGGGGAGCCCGGGGAGUGUGACCAAGCGGGAUUUGAACUUUUUCCUCUCUAUGGUAAAAGAUCCCCCAAUUCAUCUUGGUUUAGUCAUACUGAAAACCCUACAGAAGAUGACCUCCAACAAACAAAUCAAGACCAUCCAUGGAGGUGCCUACAUCACAAGGCUAGCUCGGCAUUUUGGCAUUGAUCCGGUGGGUUCUCAUUGCACCAUUGCCCAGUCCACUCAACCAAUCUCCCAAAAAAACCUUGCGGAUCUAUAUUUGUUGUCAAAGGUAAAUGUUCCAACCAACACUUUCCUUUUCACAGUGAAUGCUAAAACAGAACUAGUCGGGAUUCAAACAAUCUAG
Molecule: messenger RNA, 1077 nt
Organism: Linum trigynum
Lineage: Eukaryota; Viridiplantae; Streptophyta; Magnoliopsida; Malpighiales; Linaceae
Source: the annotation of a GenBank genome assembly